UGAAGGAAGUUAAAGGGGCUUUUUUGCUUGAGAAACACCACCGAUACAAUAUCUUAAAUGGGCGCUGCCUGCUCACGGGCUACAUGGGACAUACUUUGAAUUAUUUAAUUGCGUCUUGCACGAGCGCAUACGCUGCAUAUUGAGAACAGUCACGCGCAGAUGGUAGACUGAAGCGCGUUCAUGGGAAACGGACAUUUGUUGCGUUUGGGAAGGAAAUAAUUGACAAUAUCGAGCGUGUUUGGCCCCUCUCGUCAUGCGGCGGUGGGGGAGGAUCGGAGCAGGGACCUCGCAGCGGAUUUCAUGUUUCGCAACAAUGUUAAUGCCCCACACCGAGGGAUUAUAAGGCCUCAAAAUGAAACUUUGUUUCCAAAUGGUUAAAGCGCACUCAAUAAGUUGCGUGUAGAGUUUUACUACGAAUUCUAGCGUUAUUGUAUAAAAAAAAGACUAAACAAUUUUUUUUAUUGAUCUUUUGAAGUUAGUAUCAAAACAACCUGACGCCCAAAUUAGUGCUCUCUAGUAAAUAAAUUAAAAGUAAACGUGACUAAAUAUCAAAACUGUUGAAUGUAGCUCCCAGUACAGCAUGUCCAGUCUAUGGUCUGCAUUGGGAUUUGAUCUGCUUUAAUUAAUCAGAGAAACAUUUCGGUAGCCAUCGUGUGUCUUAACGCAUCUUUAUGUCUGAAGUUAUUUUAUGGUCCUCUACGCAAAUGGCGUCUUUCCCAGACCCCGAUCUGCAAACAUGUCCGCUGUGCAAGGAGCUGUGCGGCUGCUCUGCUCCGAUCUCCUCCAAUUCAUCUACCUCCUCCUCCUCUUCCCAGACCUCGAGCUCAUCAUCUACCUCAUCCACUAGGCGACUGCACGUCUUGCCUUGUCUGCACGCAUUCUGCAGGCAAUGCCUGGAGGGCCACAGGCACCCUGGUGACCCUUUGAAGCUUAGAUGCCCCACUUGUGACCAAAAAGUCUCUUUAUCCGAAUCAGGCGUGGACGCCCUGCCCUCCUCCAACCUUCUCUUCAGCAGUCUGCUGGAUGUGGUGGUCUCUGCAGAAGAACAGGGCAAGAACGGGCGGUCGUCUUCAGUGGUCCACCAUGGUGGUCUGCUGAGACCUCAGACCAUCUCUGAUCCGCUGUGCAGCUCUUGUGAUGAGGGUAACUCCGCUACCUUCCACUGCCUGGACUGCCAGGAGUACCUCUGUGAUAACUGUGUGCGGGCCCACCAAAGGGUCCGACUCACCAAAGACCACUUCAUCGAGGGGCUGAUGGAGAGCUUACACCUGGCCAACCGCACCAAUAACUCCAACACCCCGGUGAACAUAUCCCAGUCCUUCCAUAACAGCUUCUCCAUGCUGAAUGUUUUCCAGGAGAGGAUGGACUUCUGCCAGCAGCACGAUAAUGCAGUGCUGUGUUUUUUCUGUGACAGCUGCGCCAUGCCGAUCUGUAGGGAGUGCAGCGUGGGCAGACAUGCAGGUCACAGUUUUACCUAUCUCCAGGAAGCACUGCAGGACUCCAGAGCUCUGACCAUCCAGCUGCUCGCAGACGCACAGCAGGGCAGACAGGCCGUACAGCUGAGCAUCGAGAAAGCCCAGGCCAUUGCCGAGCAGGUGGAGCUGAAGGCUAAGGUUGUGCAGUCAGAGGUGAAAACCAUCACUCUUCGUCAUAAGAAAGCUCUCGAGGAACGCGAGUGCGAGCUGCUCUGGAAGGUGGAGAAGAUCCGCCAAGUGAAGGCUAAGUCACUUUACCUGCAGGUUGAGAAACUACACCAGAAUCUCACUAAGCUGGAUGGUACCAUCGCCUCAGUGACACAGGUACUAGAAGAGGGUCGUAGCAUAGAUGUCCUUCUAGCACGCGAGCACAUGUUAAAUCAGCUACAGGAGCUUAAAUCCCUUCGCUGCAUCCUACAACCCCAAGAAGAUGAUCGCAUCAUGUUCACUCCUCCAGACCAGGCCCUUCUGAGCACCAUUAAAUCCAUGGGCCUCAUCAGCAGCGGAGCCUUUGCCACAGCUUCCAAAGCUCAUGGUGAAGGGCUCAAGAGGGCACUGCAAGGAAAGCUAGCUUCCUUUACCAUGGUAGGCUAUGAUCACGACGGUGAGCCUCGGUUGUCUGGUGGUGACAGUGUGUCUGUUGUGCUUAUGAGUCCAGAUGGUAAUCUGUCCAGUGCAGAUGUUUCUGACCACCAAGAUGGGACUUAUACAGUCAGUUAUCUUCCUAAAAACGAAGGUGAGCAUUUACUCUCAGUGCUCAUAUGCAAUCAGCACAUUGAGGGAAGUCCCUUUAAGGUGAUAGUCAAGUCUGGUCGCAGUUACGGAGGAGUCAGCUUGCCCAUUGCUUCAUUUGGAGAAGAGGGUGAUGGGGAUGGGCAACUCUGUCGGCCUUGGGGCAUUUGCAUGGAUAAGGAAGGUUUUGUUGUGGUUGCGGACAGAAGCAACAACCGUGUGCAGAUCUUCAAGCCUUGCGGCACGUUCCACCACAAGUUUGGCACUUUGGGCUCACGGCCGGGCCAGUUUGAUCGGCCAGCCGGGGUCGCUUGUGACAGCCAGAGGAGAAUCAUUGUGGCAGAUAAGGACAAUCACCGCAUCCAGAUCUUCACGUUUGUUGGCCAGUUUCUUCUCAAAUUUGGUGAGAAGGGAACCAAAAACGGGCAAUUCAACUACCCAUGGGAUGUGGCUGUCAACUCUGACGGGAAGAUCCUAGUUUCGGAUACACGCAACCACCGCGUGCAACUCUUUGGGCCCGAUGGGACAUUCCUCAACAAAUACGGUUUUGAGGGUGCCCUAUGGAAACAUUUUGACUCACCUCGUGGUGUGGCCUUCAAUCAGGAAGGCCACCUUGUGGUGACCGAUUUCAACAAUCAUCGGCUGCUCGUCAUCAGGCCCGACUGCCAGUCUGCACGCUUCCUCGGGUCUGAGGGAACCGGAAAUGGGCAGUUCUUGCGUCCACAAGGUGUAGCCGUGGAUCAGGAGGAUCGCAUUAUCGUAGCCGACUCCCGCAACCAUCGCAUUCAGGUGUUUGAACCCAAUGGCAACUUUUUAUGCAAGUUUGGGACUCACGGUAAUGGCUUAGGGCAGAUGGAUCGCCCCUCGGGUGUAGCGGUUGCGCCUGAUGGAAUGAUUGUUGCUGUGGACUUUGGAAACAAUAGAAUCCUCACGUUUUGACCUAAGGUUUGAAAAACAAAACUGUAGCUGCAGACAGCUAGAAAAUGAGAUUUUGCAUAUCUAUCAGGUGCAAAUGCAAAUUUGAAUGUUAGCGAGGUGACUACAGUUGUGGAGACUUGACAACUCUCUCUUGAAAGACUCCGACUUGAAUGGUCCCUUAAUGUUUUUUACGGUUCUCUCAAAUGCUUACCGUUAUGGCACAGAGUUUUGACUUCAACACGCUGAGUGUGUUUUGCUCUUGGUAUGUGUCUUCAAAUCUAUUUUUUUUUUUUUUCUCAGGGAAUUUCUUGCAUUCUUGAAAUAUUUUCUCUCUGCAUUACACCUACCUCAUCUAGCUUAUGUAUGAAUGUAAUCACGUUUGUGCAGAGACCUAGUCCUUGAAGUUUUAUAAUGGAAUGUCUACCUCCUAUGUUUUUUUUUUCCUUUUCUGUAGAAUGUGAGGACAUGACUGAUUUAAAAAAAAAAAAAACUAAGUAUGAAGCAAUGUUUAGUUAUUUGCACAGUUCGCACAAAUUUAUUUCCUGAUUGUUACUGUGCACAGAGAACGCAAGUCAAAUCCCUGAAUGUUUCUCAUAACAAAGGACAAAAAAACAAACAUUAGCUGCAUGUUUUGGCAGAAACAUUAGGAUAAUAUUUUGAUAUAUAUCUAUUGCGUUGUUUUUUUUAAUUUUGAAAUUGGACUUCAUUUAUCUCAUACCUCAUUUAAACCUAUUACCUCAUUUACCGAACUAUACCUCUGGGUCCGUGAGUCUCAUUACACAUAUACCUCACUUUACAGUCAUUUCCAUUUGAAAAUGAUUAUGCAAGUGUAAGCGAUUACCAAAAAGUAACAUUGUAUUGAUGAAAGUGAUGAAAGAUAUUCUAAAUUAGGCAGAUUAUCAAAACGUAGUCAUUUGAUAGGUCCCACAUGAUGUAAUCAAGACUUUUGCUCUGGCUAUGACAAAUGUGACUGAGAGAAGAAUAGAGACCCAUGGUUAUUUUAAAUGUGUUAUGGAAAGAAAAAAAAAUAGAGGGUUGUCUUUAAAAAUGAUCUUCAGAUCUAUUUUAUUUUUGGGGUGGGACAAUUUAAAAAUGUAGACACUAAAUUGAAUAUCUAAGUGUUAAAAAAAAGACCUAGCCCUUACCGUUGUUCAUUCAUUAUAAUAUUGUAUGUUUAUUUUUUGUUUUUGUUGUUUUUCAAAUGCACGAUUUAGGCAAAGUAAAAAUUGUUUAAACAAUAGAAACACAUCAUUGACACAUCAUAGCUGGCAAACAGGGAUAUAAUCCAGUUUCUCCCAGACUGAAAUGUGGAUUUUUCAUUGUUUUUGUGUGUCCCUUCAAAAUGUGUCUGCAUUGGCAUAUAUAUCUGUAUAGGCCGAGUUCUUAGUUUUACCCAGCUGGCUUUGUUAGAGUCUUAUUACAAACAGCUGUAUUGGAUCACAAGUUGUUUUUUGUUGUUUUAUUUAUUAUAGCAUGGCCUACGGUGCUUCCUGUGUCCAUUUAAAGAAAGAUCUCUUGGGAAACAAUUCGCUCUGUCAGUGUAACAUCAUUUGAAAACACUUAGAAUCAAUUGAGAAUCAGUUUGAAAUUGGAUAGUUUGUGCCUGUCUUGUGGGGAACCAUUUUAAAGUGUUUGCUUUGGUGUUCAAUUGAUUAAAAGAAAAAGAGGAAGCAAAGAAUUUGGAGGAAGGAAAGAAAAAAAAACAGAAUAUAUAGCACUGGUAUACAGCAGAACAAAAGCACAUAACUUUCUAAUUAUAUUUAGCCUAAAGUCAUGUAAUGAAAGUGUUUCUAACAGACAGGACAGUAUAUCUCACUAAUGCUGUUCCAUACCUCAAAAUUGCUACAAGUCUCUUGUGAAAUGAAGUUUACAUAGUGGCGAUGAGCAUUAUUAAUCAAUUUGACGUUUCUCUUUCCGGGAUUAAGUGGCCCACAUCCCCUUGUUAGUUUGUAUGAUUAUCCUUUUAGGACAAGCAUUGUGUUGUGCAUUGUUUAGGUGGUUUUGAAAUGAAAAUGUGACCAUUGUGUGGUAGGCCCACUUACAGAACAAACCCUAUACAUUUGAUAUUCUAACAUUCUUGCGUUAAUCUUUGGGAUUAAUUUGCAAGAUGCUUUCAGUUUUACACGUUAAGCUGAAAACAUUUAAGUAGCGUUAGAUGACCUAUUGGCAAGCGGUCAUGAUGUUUUGUCCUGGCCUUGUUCUUGUAGUCUGCCAGUGUAGAAUCUUGUGUGUCCUAUCAGUCCUGUCAUAAGUAUUAGUGUGCUUGCAUGUAGUUGCUUGUGCCUUUUCGUGAUGCUAGAAAAAAAAUCACAUUUGAAUGUCUUUGCCAAAGGGUGACUAUAAAAAAUGGGCAUGUGCCAAAAAAUGAUUCUUAAGGUCACAGACUUGCGCAUUUGAUUCUUGUUAUCAGCUAGAGCUCUCUUUGAAUCUACUCAUUAGUCUUUCUGCUUGAAUAUAUAUAUAUAUAAAUAACCUCAUUAUAGUGCGUCUAAACUUGUUUUCAAAUUGCUUGUUGAUCUUGGCAUAUUUAUGUUGCAUUUUUAAGGAGAGAUGUUAAGUAUUUAAUUAUUUUGCUUUUUACACAUGGUAAGACCAUAAGGUAGGAAAUUAGAUGGCAAAAAUUUGAAUUUGGAGCUGAAAGACAUCGGCACAUUGACCAUAAUAGAUCAUUAAUAGGACCAGCGAGGGCUACAAGGCCUGUUUUAAUGGAAAUAAGGAGCUUUUGCAAUAAUGAACGAUUUGCUGCUUCCACCUUAUUACAGAUCUGCUUUGUCUUACAGUAUUAAUUUCAUUUGAUCUGUUAAAUAUUUUGCUGCAGAGGUCUCUCCCUUAAUCCCCUUUUCUCUUUAAGAGGGAACAUUUAAAUGUAUAUUUUUGCAUGCUGUAAAGUUCCAUGUAGACAGGUAGAUGUAAAAUAUAGAUGUUUGGAAAAGAAGAGGAGGGAGCAGAAAGACAUGGACGUUUUCACAAUAUACCAAAAAAGGGAAAUUUGUCUUAUUUGGGUGAGUGGUUGACAAUACGAUUGUACUCUAUAUAGAAAGCUUUACAGAGUAAGUGACCUCAUUGCGCUUGAAUCAAAUGCCUUACCACUGCUGGAGCUGCUCUUAGCUGUAGCUUUUGGAAUCCAAUCAGAACUGGAAAGCUGCCAAAGACCUCUUUCAAAGGAAAUCUCAGUGUGUUGAUAUAUUUGUAAAUCAUUUUUUUACAUUUGCCCAAAAGAUUGAUGCAUUCGUCGUAGAUCAUUCGCUGCAUAUAAGACAUCCAUGAAUGUUGGGUGCAUUGUCUUUUGUGCGAUACAACUUUUAAGUUUUUGUGCAGGUUCCCUACAGGACCAAAAAUUGAAAAUAUUUGAAUCCAGCUCCCAACGUUCCCCACUAUAAACUGAUCUUUAACUGUAGUGGUAGUUACAUUUGGCGAAGGAAUCGGAGAGCCAUUUUGUGGGUUGUGAUUGAGCUAACUCGACGAGAUCAGUAUUGAUAAGCCACUAUGUAAAAUCUCUUCAAGCAGUGAUUCUUCAGACAGAAAUUGGGACUACUUUAAGGGACGGAUCACUUUUUUUUUAGGGCUGAUAUGUCAUACAGAUGUUGUUGCUGUCUGUAAAUGGGAUUUUUCUCAAUGGAAAAGACUUUUAUCAAACUCAGUCUGUCUUUGAAUUGCAGAUCAUUGCAUAAUAUAUUUCUUUUUCGUUUUGUUUUAUUUUUGGACAUCUGGUCUCUAAUUGUACGGGUUUUGUCACCAUUUUUGGUGGAUUCCAGCUUAUGACCUCUUCCUUACUGGGAAAAAAUGGAAAAUGUAACAGUUCUGAAUUGUAUGGUCAUAGACCCUUUUUAUGAUUGUAUUAUCUUAUGGAAAAAAAUUUAUGUGUAUACACGCAUUAAAACAACUCAGGUAGCUUUGUAGAGAUUUAAGAUUUGAUUAAAAUUCAAUAUUUGUUUCCUACAGUUUGAUAGUGAAUCUGUUGUUAGUACCUCAACCUUUUGUGUGUUCUUUUGAUGGAAAAAAAAAUGCUGUUAUUGAAUUCCAUGGGAUCCUUUUUCAACCAUGUCUCAUUUAACUGUCAAUGAGGGGGUGAACUUAAUCUAUAACAUUUACACAACCCAGCCUUUAUUUUAUUACCAUGACUUCCAAAUUAAAGAGUUUCCGCUAGCGCCUCUAAUUGAAGGAUUCAUGUACUAUGGUAAAUCUGUUCAAAUUCAUUGGCUGCUACAGACUUGCCUAGAGAUGAAUCAGAAAAGCCUUAAAGCUCAAGAAAUGUGUUUUCAAAAUAGAGUAGAGGGCAGCGGUCUCAUAAUUGAAAUUAGAGUACUAAUAGACGUUAAGACACCUGGCACUGAAAUUUAACAUGCACAUCAACUCUCAGUCAGGCUGCUUUGAAGAGACUUGAGGCUGUGAUACAGGUUAAGCAAAGAGGUGUGGGGAAAAUCUGCCCCAAAGCGCUGACCUGGUGUCAGUUUUGCCUUUUUAAAAUAUAACGAUUAGGGUAGAAUCAAAGUAGCAGACACUGAUUCCAGAUCCGUUGUUCUCUCAGGUGAAGAGGAUAUUGGCUUAGGGGCCCUCCAAGAGGCCCAUGACUCCCAUCUUUUGAUUUUUAUAUCAGUAAUCGCCAUCCCUCUAUUUUUCACCCCCUCGACCAAAGCAACAGAACCACCAUGUAUUACGCUGUGAAUUAGGCUGUUGAGACUACAUAAAAUAUUUAGUGGUCUGCAGUCUUUUUCUCUUGUCUUUGUGGACUUUAAACAUUUCCUAUGCAGUUUUUUUUUCUUUUAUGUUUGGUUGUUUACACUUAAAUAAAGUUCUACGUCUUCGG
This is a messenger RNA of Xyrauchen texanus (razorback sucker), 7932 nucleotides long. RefSeq names its product E3 ubiquitin-protein ligase TRIM71-like. Lineage: Eukaryota; Metazoa; Chordata; Actinopteri; Cypriniformes; Catostomidae. Gene Ontology annotation, molecular function: protein binding; ubiquitin protein ligase activity; zinc ion binding. The record is from RefSeq and is a predicted model, not a curated record. Bases 672 to 3146 code for a protein of 824 amino acids. Gene Ontology annotation, biological process: proteasome-mediated ubiquitin-dependent protein catabolic process; protein polyubiquitination. The transcript is spliced from 4 exons.